Exophiala xenobiotica is the source of this 1487-nucleotide messenger RNA. RefSeq lists its product as uncharacterized. The record is from RefSeq and is a predicted model, not a curated record. Bases 262 to 1095 code for a protein of 277 amino acids. The transcript has a single exon. Lineage: Eukaryota; Fungi; Ascomycota; Eurotiomycetes; Chaetothyriales; Herpotrichiellaceae.
CUUGCUACAGUCCUUAGUCUCUUUCCCUUCUCCAUUUCCAGUGCUUUGUUCGUCAUGGUCGGUGGUUUAAGUUACUAGUUUUCUUCUCGCUGGACACUCCUCCACACUUUCCCAUCUCACCGCUGCGCCUGUCUCCGCCGCCACCACUGACUCAACUUGCCUGGCGUCUCGACGAAUCGUGAGACCCUUUCCGCACGAGGUGACUAUUCACAAUACAGACAUCCUCCCUGCAUACCUCUGCGCUGAGCGCGUUGUUCAGCCAUGGCGACUCCGGCAGCACAAAAGCGAUUGACCAAGGAGUUUGCCAUGAUAUCCAAGAACCCUCCCGAAUUCAUUACGGCAGCGCAUCCUUCCGAAUCCAACAUCCUCGAAUGGCAUGCGCUCAUCUCUGGCGCUCCAAAUACACCGUAUGCCGGCGGUCAAUAUUGGUGCACGCUCAUCUUCCCGCCAGAUUAUCCAUUUGCGCCGCCAGCUAUUCGAAUGCACACCCCAAGCGGACGAUUUCAGACGAACACCAGACUGUGCCUGAGCAUCAGUGACUACCACCCCAAAUCAUUCAACCCUGCUUGGUCGGUAUCGACGAUCUUGAUUGGCCUCAUGUCAUUCAUGAACAGCGAAGAGAUGACAGCCGGUAGUAUUGGGGGAAGCGAGGCCGAGCGGAAAUGGCACGCUACGAGGUCGAGGUGGUUCAACUCAACUGGAGGUGGUUCUAGUUCUAAGCCGGUGGCUGGUGUUCAACCUACAACGAAAGGCAUUGGAGGGAUCAAGGCUGGCGACGGUGGUCGCAAGUUCAAAGCCGAGUUCCCCGAGCAGGACAAGGAGAAUUGGGAAUGGAUGACAACACACCGCGUCGAUCCUGCCACAGGCAAAAUACUCCCGGAUCCGGAAGGCGAACCCAUAAAUUGCUCUCCCGAGACCAAAGCAAUACGACGCAUCCUUGGUGGCAGUGCUGCAGGAGUGGGGGCGGUGGUUCAAGGAGGGCAAGCAGCACGAAAUGCAGGACAGGGCUGGAUAUGGAGGAACAAAUUCUGGGUAGGCGCAGGCUUCUUUGUGGUCUAUGUGAUGCUAGCAAGAGUUCUUGGUCAAGGCGAUUGAGUAUCAUGAUUGGUCAUCGCGAAUUUGUUCCGAUGCUGGAUUCUGCGGGGAUGGAGGCGUUCUAGGCGCCUAUGAGAGACAUUACGCAUUGUGAAGAAUAUACUGUGUUGGGAGCGAUGGCGCCGGUUCAAUCGGAAUGCAGGAUCGGGGCGCAACCAUGGAUAGAAUGUCCCGCGAGCUGUCGGUCCGCUCGAACCACGGCGAACCACGGCUUUGGUACUGGAACCGAUGCGCUACAUAGAAUCUUUCGGGUACGAGCAUUAUGACAGCAGUCUCGAAUAUUUAUGAUCGGCAUUGCUUGGUUAGUCGACGACAUCGACCAGAUUCAGUAGGUAAAAAGAGAUCCGGACCAGAAGAUCGCAGCGUCACAUGCCGCUUAUUUCUUAUGUACU